AUGGGGGACUCAGGAUCUAGACGAUCGACUCUGGUAUCUCGGUUGCCAAUAUUCAGGAGAAGCAUUAGCCGGAGACAUGACUCCCUUCCUUCCUCACCUUCUUCUUCUAAUGCCACUGGUGCCCACACCUCCUCCCCAUCCAGCACUAACUCCAGCUCAGGGAGCACAGGCAAGCGCCGGAGUAUUUUCCGCACUCCUUCCAUUAGCUUCCAUAACAAGAAGGGAAGUGAGCAGAAGCAUGACUCAGCUAGUCAAAAUGUUAACGUCUCAAAUGGUGCCCAGUCCUCUCCAAGCACUUUUCCGAAACUGAACUUAGAGGAGCAUGUAAAAAGCAGAGGAAGGCACUCGGUUAGCUUCGGCAGCUCACGUAGCAAGAAGAUCACAAGGUCGUUGACAGAUGAUUUUGAAAGGGGAAAGGAGCCCUCAGCCAAUAAGAACGUCUUUAUAAACUGCAUAAGCUCUGGGAAGAAUGAGGGUGAUGAUUCAGGCUUUGCAGAGGAGCAGAGCCGGUGCUCUGUCAAACAAUCCACACGAAAACUUCUCACUAAAUCCUUUUCCUCACACUACAAAUUUUCCAAACCCGUGGCCGAGAGUCAGUCGGUUUCCUCUGUGCAGCCACCAAGGUGUUUGCUAGAGAUCAAAUCGCAUGUGGAAAGUGAACCUGUGAUUGCCAAGUCCUCUCUUCCAUGCUCAGCUGAGAUGACAGAGUGUGUGGGAAGCUCCUUGCAGUCCUCACUGCUCUCGGCUGACCUCACAGCUGCCCAGACUCCUUCUGACUUUGUUGCGCUGACGGAGGAUUCUGUUUCGGAGUUUGAUGUUCUGCCCAGCAAUGGGACUCAGGGUCUGCUCACAGAAGAUUUUGGCCAUGUUGACUCUACCUCUCAGGUAUCCCUUAAUCCUGCUGCUGCUCCUGUGAGGGAAAUAGGUACUAUGGAAAGCACUGACCAUUCUGUUGGCGUAUUUCAUGUGAGUCAAACAAGCUCAUGUAGCAUGGAAUCUAACACCUUAUUCAAAGCCUCAGCUGCUAAUCAAACAAAAGUAUUGUUGUCAGCCAGUGAACUACACAUGAACGGUGCCAGGCACACAAGAGAACUGAGCUCAACAAAUGCACUGUUAGAAACCUUUGCACUACAGCAUAGAGAAGAACCAGUGACACUCUCUCCAAAGGCACAGGGGUUGAGUGGGGACAGAGAGGAGUGCAUGCCAUCCAAGCACACGAGAGAGACAAUUCCAGCAGUGGAGUCUGAGAUUGUUCCAUGUUCUGAACCUCAGUUCUUUAAAAUGCAGCAAGGUUAUGAAACAAACCACUCUAAAGUUGAUCUUGCCAACAGCUUCAGUCCAUACCAGGAAGGCAGAUUUGUUGAGAAGCGGCUGAGGUCCUCAUCAGAAGGUACGGCGGGAGGCAGUCGGCUGAUCAUAAAACCGAAGGAUGCAAACACAGAAGACCUCAGCAACCUGCGGAAGCAGAGAGCAAGCUCAUCCUCUUCAAAAAUGAACAGCAUGGAUGUUCUGAAUAACUUGGGUUCCUGUGAGUUGGAUGAAGAUGAUCUAAUGCUUGACCUGGAGUUCCUAGAAGAACAACAUCACCAUCGUUCUGUUUGCCGGGAAGACUCCUACCAGUCCAUAGUCUCAUGUGCUGCUGUAGUGCUUACCCCUGUAGAGCCAGCAGUGGACACAAGGAGAAAAGAGCAGACAGUAUUGCCUGAUGUGUCCAAACAGAACCUAUCUCUGAAGCUGUCAAAGGAGAUAGACCAAGGAGAAGCCAGGCACCCUCGUGUUAGCCAGCUGGCUUGCAGCCCAUCUGUGGAGUGGCCUUUCACUGGUCUCGAAGAAGGUGGAGGCAUUGAAUCUUUGCCCUUCAGAUUGAUGCUACAAGAUUGCACAGCUGUGAAGACAUUGCUUCUGAAAAUGAAAAGGGUUCUUCAAGAGAGCACAGACAUGAGCCCAGCUAGUAGCAUCACCUCACUCCCUGUUAGCCCUCUUCCCGAGGAGCCGUUAUUUUUCAAGGACGGAAUGAAAGAUGAAUGCUCAGUGCUGAAGCUGCAGUUGAAGGAAAGAGAUGAACUCAUAACCCAACUUCGUGAGGAGCUGGAAAAGGCUCAGUGCUUUCAGAAGGCUCUGUCAUCCCAAGCAGAUAAAUCCACGCAGACAGAACUGUUGUGCUAUGAUGGCCUUUCCCUAGGAUCCCUUCAGGUAUUGGAAGGCAGCUCUGAGGCUACAUACCCAAACAAAACGGUGAGCCUAAACCCCAGCACAAGGGACAGAAAGCCAGCACAUACUCCCACCGAGGACCCUUUUAGAUACUCCUCAGGCAGCCAAGCAACAGCCUUCGAGAGCAAGAGCUGUCAGCUGCCCAAUUUGUGUCUGAGCAGCCUCCUGAAAGAGAAGGAGCUCAUGGAAGUCAUCAAGCACAGCAGAGGCACGUGUGAAACCCUCGCUUCAGAGGUGGCGCAGAAUGGUUUGGCCACCGCAGCACCAAGCACAGCAAAGGCAGCAUGCAAGGCAGACAGCUACCCACUCUUCUCAGGAGCCUCCAAAGACCAAGGUGCUGCACCUCAGCAGCACACUGCUUUCACAGGGAGGCUGGGACAGCCUCCCAGGGGACCCAUCUCUUUACACAUGUACAGCAGAAAAAAUGUUUUCCUCCACCACAAUUUACACACAGCAGAGCUACAGACUUUAGGCCAACAAGAUGGGUAA
Molecule: messenger RNA, 2700 nt
Organism: Indicator indicator
Lineage: Eukaryota; Metazoa; Chordata; Aves; Piciformes; Indicatoridae
Gene: CCSER1
Product: coiled-coil serine rich protein 1
Exons: 12
Coding region: 1-2700 (899 amino acids)
Source: RefSeq, a predicted model, not a curated record